Messenger RNA from Passer domesticus (house sparrow), 6352 nucleotides. RefSeq names its product amyloid beta precursor protein binding protein 2 (gene APPBP2). Gene Ontology annotation, molecular function: protein binding; ubiquitin-like ligase-substrate adaptor activity. NCBI's taxonomy places the organism in Eukaryota, Metazoa, Chordata, Aves, Passeriformes, Passeridae. The transcript is spliced from 13 exons. Gene Ontology annotation, cellular component: Cul2-RING ubiquitin ligase complex. The coding region runs from base 292 to 1791 and encodes 499 amino acids. The record is from RefSeq and is a predicted model, not a curated record. Gene Ontology annotation, biological process: proteasome-mediated ubiquitin-dependent protein catabolic process; intracellular protein transport.
GCCCCAAAAGAUAAAGCCUCUCGGGCUGGUGUGGCCUGUGGGGCCGUGGUGGGCAAUCCCACCUCAUUCCUCACAGCUACCUGCUGGAAUUCACAGAAUCCAGAGGUUUGGAAGGAGCUUUAAAGCCCACCCAGUCCAAGGCAGGGCCACCUGCAGCAGGGAAGUGUCCAGCUUUACCAACAGGGCCGCUUGUGCCAGCUGGGUAGUGAAUUUUGUGAACUAGAAGUUUUUGCAAAGGUGCUACGAGCUUUAGAUAAAAGACAUCUGCUCCAUCACUGCUUCCAGGCUCUGAUGGACCAUGGAGUCAAGGUGGCUUCUGUCCUGGCCUAUUCCUUCAGCAGAAGGUGCUCCUACAUUGCAGAGUCAGAUGCUGCUGUGAAAGAAAAAGCAAUCCAGAUUGGAUUUGUUUUAGGGGGGUUCCUGUCAGAUGCAGGCUGGUACAGUGAUGCUGAGAAGGUUUUCCUUUCCUGCCUUCAGCUGUGCACCCUCCACGACGAAAUCCUUCACUGGUUCCGUGCUGUGGAGUGUUGUGUGAGGUUGCUGCACGUUCGGAACGGGAACUGCAAGUACCACCUGGGAGAGGAGACCUUCAAGCUGGCCCAGUCCUACAUGGACAAGCUGGCCAAGCACGGGCAGCAGGCCAACAAGGCGGCGCUCUACGGGGAGCUGUGCGCGCUGCUCUUCGCCAAGAGCCACUACGACGAGGCCUACAAGUGGUGCAUAGAAGCCAUGAAGGAGAUCACAGUUGGGCUGCCUGUAAAAGUAGUGGUGGAUGUGCUACGACAAGCCUCAAAGGCCUGCGUGGUGAAACGGGAGUUCAAGAAGGCUGAGCAGCUCAUAAAGCACGCCGUGUACCUUGCCAGGGAGCAUUUUGGAGCCAAGCACCCCAAAUACUCUGACACGCUACUAGACUACGGAUUUUACUUGCUCAACGUAGACAAUAUCUGCCAAUCUGUUGCCAUCUAUCAGACAGCGCUCGAUAUCCGGCAGUCGGUGUUUGGAGGUAAAAACAUCCACGUAGCUACAGCUCAUGAAGACUUGGCUUAUUCUUCAUAUGUUCACCAGUACAGCUCUGGGAAGUUUGACAAUGCACUAUUCCAUGCUGAACGUGCUAUUGGCAUUAUCACUCACAUCCUCCCAGAAGACCAUCUCCUCUUGGCCUCCUCGAAGAGAGUUAAAGCCCUUAUCCUGGAGGAGAUUGCCAUAGACUGUCACAACAAGGAGACAGAGCAGAGGCUGCUCCAGGAGGCCCAUGACCUGCACCUCUCCUCGCUGCAGUUGGCUAAAAAAGCCUUUGGGGAGUUCAACGUGCAAACAGCCAAACACUACGGCAACCUGGGCAGACUGUAUCAGUCCAUGAGGAAGUUCAAGGAAGCAGAGGAGAUGCACAUCAAGGCCAUCCAGAUCAAGGAGCAGCUCCUAGGGCAGGAGGAUUAUGAAGUUGCCCUCUCCGUGGGCCACCUCGCCUCCCUCUACAACUAUGACAUGAACCAGUAUGAAAAUGCUGAAAAGCUUUACCUGAGAUCCAUAGCAAUUGGAAAGAAGCUUUUUGGUGAAGGAUACAGUGGACUUGAAUACGAUUACAGAGGUCUCAUUAAACUGUACAAUUCCAUUGGCAAUUAUGAGAAGGUGUUUGAGUACCACAACAUUUUGGCCAAUUGGAACCGCUUGCGGGACCGGCAGUUCUCGGUCACGGAUGCGCUGGAGGACGUCAGCACCAGCCCCCAGUCCACGGAAGAAGUGGUCCAGUCUUUUCUGAUGUCUCAGAACCUCGAUGGACAGAGCAGCUAAGAACUUGGUCAAUUUACCAGUUAAGGUUUUUUCCCCCAGGUUACAGGGGGAAAAGUCAUACUGUGAAAUCUAAACCAUGUAGUUCUCUGGGGGCUGGAAUUUGCGUUGAAACACUGGUCCAGUCUACUGAAGAGUGCCCAUACGGAUGAAUGUGUGUUAAAUUCCUCUCAGCAUGUGUAUGGCAUGUUUAGUUCGGCUCACAUUUUUAACUUGGUAUUCCCAAAAAACCCCCUUCUUUCUCUCUUCUUUCAAAAGAAGCUACUUUGCAGAAAGUCUGCAAGAAAACAUUAAAUAAAACUGUUUGAGUUCAAAAGAGUUGCAUUCUUAUUACGGAUGGAAGGUUUCAUCAAGAGCUUUCUGCUGAUUCACAGAGAGAACAAAAGCUGUCCUCUGAGGAGCUGUAGGAGAAAGGUCUUGCUGCUGUACCAUUGUAGCAAAGUUCAUGGUAAACAGCCAGCAAAGGGAGGAUGUGCUGGCCUUGGCUGCUGCCUUACCAAGACAAGUGGCAAAGACCCACUCUGGAGAGCACCACCCGCUCAGUGAGUGCCACCUGUGCUGUUGUGGAUGCCCUGAACUGGACCAGACAGAUCCCACAGACCAGCAAGCACAGUGUCCUCGGUGCCACCACCAGUGCUCCCCCUGAGCAGGACCAGGACACCUCAGUGGACCAGCCUGCUAGAAACCGCUUUUGGACCAGUGGCUUUAAUUUAAUAUUUCUGCCCCUGCAUUCACUUUGACAGUAGAACUCUCUCAUUUAGGUGUCUGAUCAGUGCAAAUGAUAUCCGUGUGAUAGAUCCAGAGCUAGGAAGUGAAUUGAUGGUUUGUCUGUACCCAGUGAGCUUCUGCAGAGAUUCCUGGCAGUGCCACAGCUCCACUCUGCUGCAGCCACUCCUCCUCUCCUCCCAGGGGCUCUUUCUCUGCUCACAGAGGCCAUCCCAUGUUUAUACCAGUGAAGAGUUUUGUAUUCCAAUCCAGUUCCAUUUUCUGUUUCUGGACAACACAACUUACUGUACAGGUCGCAGGGGUCAGUGAAAAAUGCCAAAAAGCACAACAGGUCCUUUUUUUUUUUUUUUUGUGAUGCUUCAUUUCUACAUUAAACAAGAGUACAACCAGAAACCGAUUCCUUACGUUAAUUUACGAAGCAGAGCUCAGCUGUACAGACCUCUGAGAAUGCCUCUCUCACUAGCUUGUCUUAAUUCUUCUGUUCUGGGGGCUGUGUGCUUGUGUGGGUUUGAGUUCAGGUGCUGUUUUGGGUUUAUUUCCUGAUGUUGGGGAAUAUUUGCAAGUCUGUGUGACACAAACUAGAAGCGACUCGCUGCUGUUACCUCGGCUGUGCCAGCAGUGCCCAGGGCUGGGAGUCUGUGGCUUCUGUCAGUUUGGGGGUUUCCCUGCCCCUCUUUUCAGGGUUUGUACCUUGGCUGGUUGCUGCUGGGGCUUGGCCAGCUCUUCCUGUGGGACUGGGACUGGGUGUUCUGCUUGGGGUCUGGUUUUUCAUUGGUUUGUGGGGUUUGUGGCAGGGAAAGCUGCUGGAUGAUCUUCAGGGAAGAGAUAGAGGUUUUGGACAUGACUUGGAGCUUAAUGGCUCUUCUGAGGAGUGACAUUUUACAGGCCAAUAGUUCAUAUUCUGGUGCCUUCAAGUGUUUUUUUUGGGGGGGAAAGGCUGGGUAAUAUCAACUUUAAGAUGCAAUGAUGUAAUUAUUGAAUGCAGAUUAAUGAUUGCAUACUUAGAAUAUCUUCACUGAGGUGAAAAGAAGUAUUUGCAUAAAACCCCCUGUGGUAUUAGGACUUAACUGCAGUGUGUCUGCAACAGCUGCUCAGUGAAAAUCCAACUUAGUUAUGUGUGGAUUUAAAAUGUGAUUUAUUUAUAGCAGUUUUUGUUUAUGACUGUGUAGGAGCUACAGGUAAAUUCAGCUAUACAAGGCAAAACCUUCUCCCUGAAUGCCCAUGGCACUGACAAGUUAUAAAGUUCUUAAAUCCUAUUAAAAGGUAUUUAAAGUUAAACAAAGUAUGUAACAGUGUCAGGACUUGGGCAGCAAAGUGGCUUAAAGCUGUCCUGGAGAACCUGAGUGAUUCUGUACUGCAGAAGUGCUGGAGCUGCCAGCUGGGUGUGUGGCUUUACACUGACAUGGGCUGAGAUCUUUUACCCUCUCUGUGUUCCUGGGGUCUCCAGCUGCUGGCUAAGGAGCCCCAAAGGUGUGCUUGGGAUGGGAGCAUUGUGUGGCACCAGUGCCACUGCUCUUGCUGCAGCCCUGGCUGUGUCCCCGGGUGUGGUUUGCCUUAGGGCAGCUCCUGGCAGGGCAGCCCGGGCAGCAGCCGUGCUCCUGGCUUCUGGUGGCUCCGUGUCCUUCCCCAGAGCUGCCUCAGCCUGGUGCCUGCCCCGUGCAUCACCUGGGCUGGCAGGAGGGGAAGGAAGGAAGGUCCUAAAGCUCCUGGGAAUGCCUUUGGCAGAGGACUUGGCUGGGGCUGCUGUGGUGAUCCUUGAGAGCUCCAGCGUGUUCCUCCUGUGCCUGCAGGGAAUCCGGGCUGGGGCUGAGCUGCCCCCGCAGCUCCAUGGGCCUGGGGCAGCUCCCUUCUGGUGGCUGUGGCUGAUUGCUGACACUGCUGGGGCGUGGGGGUUGGCAGGAUGACACUGCAGCUGCCAGGGACGGCUCUGCUGCUGCAGGGACAGCUCUGCUGCCCCUGCUCAGGACCUGCAUUUGUGGCUGGGACAGCACAGACCUCACCCCGUGGGGGUUUGGUUCUGAGUCUCCCAGGUGGAGCUGUUGGCACCUGGAGCCAGUCUGGGCUGGUUCUGUGUUGGCACCUGGGGUGCUGUGCUGCUGCUGCUGCUUCUGUUGCUCUCUCUGCUCUCACAGUUUGUUUGGUGCUUUUGAGGAGUGGGACGCUGCUGGGAUGGUGCCAGAGGCAGGUGAAGGACUCGUUGGGUGGAUCUUGUAGCAAGACUCCAGUCCUGCCCCGCUGUGCCCAGCAGAGCUGGCAGCAGGGGCUGCAGUGCCCUCUGUUCCCUUCUGGGGUUUUCCAGCACCCCUGGCUCCUCUCUCCCCUCCUGGCACAGCCCGGGGCAGGUUUUCCCUGCACAGCUGGGUCAGUUCUGGGCUGGGGGCAGGUGGAACAUCCAUCCAGGAAUGAAUGGUUGGCAUUUCUAGGCACACAACGUGCCCACGCAGGGGCUGUGUGGUGCUGGCAGUGGCAAUCCUGUGAAAUGCAUCUUUUCCUUGAAGGUGAGUAAAGGAAUCACCCCAGAGUCACUGGGUGCAAGUGGUGAGCACGGGUGUCACCUUAAGGUAAAUUAUUUUCACUAGUGAUGAAGUUAAACCCUCAAUAUUUUACUUUGUGUGAGGUUGUUUGGGUCAGUGAGGGGGAGUUUGCUCGAGGUGCCAUUGCUGCUUCUCAUGGUACAAAAUGCACAUUGAAGUUCAUUCCCUGUUUCAGUCCCGAGUGUGGGAGAGCACAGGAAGGAAAACUGACCAUGCCUCAAACGGGGGAAGCUGCUGGCAGAGCCUCCCUGGGGUGAUGUGGAGGGCUGGGCAGGGCAGGUGCUGCUGGUUCCAACCUCCCAGCAGAUCCUUCCCUCUGCUGCCUGUGCAGAACCUGGUUUUAUCUCAUUCCCUUACAAGAAAAUUCCUGGCCAGUGUCAGUUCAAAGCUGCCUCUGCAUUGUGGGGUGUGUUUGACACUCCUGGGGCCCUUGAGCCACCGAGCCCUGGGAGGGCUUUGGGGAGAAGUGGGGAAAAUUUCCUUUAUGUAGAAAUAAACUCCAAUACCUACAAAGAAUUGGCAGCACUGGGAAUGCUUUUGUCCCUAAAUCUCAGGAACGUUUUGGGCAGUGCCACAGGUGUCCCUGGUGGUGUGAAGUGUGUGCUCUGGGCUCUCGUAUUCCACUCCUCCAAUCCUCCGUAUCUAUAGCAUGAGUGGCCUUAGUGAGUUUGUUGAAGUGCACAUUUUCUUUUUUUCUUUUCAAAAGUAAAUUUAAAGAUGAAAAAGAUAUAUACUAUAUAAAUAUAUAGAGAUAUUUAGAAACUUGGUUUGUGGUGCACAAGUUCAGUGUUGGAUCGCUAAUACUCGUCGCAGGUACCUUAUGUGUAACUUUUCUUUUCUGUAUAUUCCUUUCUGGGAAGCAAUGUUGCCAUGGUAACUACAACUUUACAAUUUCUUUACUACUUAAUGAUGUGAAUGAAUUCUACAUUUUAUUGAAUAUUACCGGGUUCAGUACUAUUUUUAUACUUUAUUGAACUACAGGGGAUUUUAAUUUAAUAGCAUUAAAAAAAAAAAAGAAAAAUAUGUUGCUUGAACUGUAUAACUGUAUAAAUUGAACUAAUGACACAAACCCACCUCUAAACCAGAAUCUCCACCUGUAGUGCCACGUUCAUUUAUAUAAAAUAUCUUGCUCAUUAGUAGACCUUGCAGCCCCUCCCUGUGGUGUCAGGAAGGUUUCGUACCCCACUUCUCACCACCAUCCUUUGUGCCCACGGAGCCAUCCUAUGUUUGUAACCAGCAUUGUGAUAUUCUGUAACUGUAUUGCUCAAAUGGAAUAUUGACCUAAUAAAUAGAGUGUUCCUGCA